ACGCUGGAGACCCUGGACAGGGUUUCCUCAACGUAAAUGGUGGUGAACUGAUGAAGUUGUAUCGGGAAGACAGCCCGUCGCGUGAACUGUAGAGUUUGCGGACGCAUUCAUAUUGGGUUCAUAGUGGCGCGAUGCACGCAGACUCCUGCGAGUCCCCUAAGUUCUUAGAGGACCGCUUUGCCUUUUGAAUCAGAGUUGCAAAGUUCGAUAAAGAAUGGCCCUUGUGGAUAAGCACAAAGUGACAGCGAUUGGACAGAAUUUGUGAAGGUAUCCGCCCCCAGAUCAUGAACGGCCCCCUGCGCCCUCGCUCCCUAGUGGCACUGCUGGACCGCAGAGAGUGCACUGUGGAGAUGCCCAUCCUGAAGGACCUGGCCACCGUGGCCUUCUGUGACGCACAGUCCACUCAGGCAUCGUGGGUGUGGCCCCAGGUGGGCUUCCUGCAGCCAUGGAAGGGAUUAUUCCUGGAAGCAUCCCUGUGACUUACAACCUCCCCACAGUGGCACACCCUUCCCAAGCUCCCUUUCCCAACCAACCCACCAAACACGGGGACAAUCGAGAGCACCCCAAUGAGCAAUAGCAGAGAGUGCCGAGAGGUAAUCAUUGAGAUACACUUGGGACCAAGAGACAGUGGAAAAUGGAAGAACUUAAAAAUGGAAUUUGACAGUCUUUUUAACUGAUCCUAGACAGAACGCAUCACUGACAUUGCGGUGUGACAGCUACAAGAGCGAGAAAACUGAAGAUGUCAUCUGCUUCCCGAAGCGCUGAAAGACUACGAUGUGAUUUAUUAACGACCAACUUCUGUUAUUGUGUGUUGUUUUUCAUCUGUGCAUCAAAUCACAAAGAAUAAAUAGAGCUUUUCCUUUUCAGUCCCUUGGGCACAGCAGGUCCCGAGCAGCUUGCUGUAGAAUGUUGCAUCAAGAGUUCCAAACAUCAAAAUAAAGCUAUCGACAGGAAACCCCACCACGUGACUCUAGUCCCUUUGGUACACAGGGGUUCAUUACCUCUUGUUGCUGAUAGGAAGAGUAAAUUACUGCAAGAUGGGGAGAGCACUGCCUGGUAGACAUCUGCACGCACAGGACUGAAGACAGCACAGAGAAGUCUCACAUCUGAACUGAACUGCAUACUGAGCGGGCAAGUUGGUUGUUCUAAGUAAUACCCUCUGAUGAUGCAAAAAAAAAAAAAAAAGGAAAAAAGAAAAAGUAUUAAGUUUCACAAGCUGUUUGUACUAAAAUAUAUUUUCUCAGUUUCAGAUCCUCAGCUAUUUUAUUGAGUGGAAAGUCUUGAACUAUAAGGGUUCAAGAAGAAUAAUGUUGCAUUUCCUUAUGUCUCAGGAAACACAUUUUAUGCCAAACUUCACGUCCCAACAACUCACGCCCAAAGCCAAUGUUUGGUAACUUUCUGCAAAGCCGAAUUGAGAAGCAAGACUACCUUUCCUUCCACCUAGCCCAGCGUCUCAACAAGGAGCUCCUGGCUGCAGCAUCCCUUCGCUUUGCGCAUUUGCCUUUCUUGAGUUCAGCUCACUGUCCUGCUGCUGCUUGCCAUCUACUGUGGCAGACGUGAUGUCCUGUCUCAGCUCCGUGCCAUUCUUCCCUGCCAUCAUGAAGCUCCCUUCAAGACUGACGGGAAAAACCUGUCGGAGGUGAUGUGUGCCUAAUUCCAGGAAGAAAAGGCAGUGAGAAUGUCAGCUCUCAACUGGAAACCCUUUGUGUAUGGAGGGCUGGCCUCCAUCACAGCAGAAUGUGGCACAUUUCCAAUUGAUUUAACGAAGACACGGCUCCAGAUUCAAGGCCAGACAGGUGAUGCCAACUUUAGAGAAAUUAGGUAUCGAGGGAUGCUUCAUGCAUUAAUGAAGAUAGGCAGAGAAGAAGGGCUGAAGGCUCUGUAUUCAGGAAUUGCUCCUGCCAUGCUGCGUCAGGCUUCCUAUGGCACCAUCAAGAUUGGUACUUACCAAAGCCUGAAGCGAUUAUUCGUGGAACACCAGGAAGAUGAAACCUUACUGAUCAAUGUCAUAUGUGGGAUUCUGUCUGGAGUCAUAUCCUCAGCCAUCGCUAAUCCAACAGAUGUUUUGAAAAUCCGCAUGCAAGCACAGAGUUUUGCUGCUGGUCAGGGCGGCAUGAUAGGCAGCUUCCUCAACAUCUACCAGCAGGAAGGGAUACGGGGACUAUGGAAGGGGGUGUCCCUUACGGCUCAGCGGGCUGCAAUCGUUGUUGGUGUGGAGCUUCCAGUCUAUGAUAUCACUAAGAAGCAUCUGAUACUCUCAGGCCUGAUGGGAGACACUGUCUAUACCCACUUCCUCUCAAGUUUUACCUGUGGUCUGGUAGGCGCCCUGGCUUCAAACCCUGUUGAUGUUGUGAGAACCCGUAUGAUGAAUCAGAGAGUCCUCAGAGAUGACAAAUGCUCUGGUUAUAAAGGUACCCUGGAUUGUCUACUACAGACAUGGAAGAAUGAAGGUUUUCUUGCUCUAUAUAAAGGCUUUUGGCCAAAUUGGCUGAGGCUUGGUCCUUGGAAUAUCAUUUUCUUUGUGACCUAUGAGCAGCUGAAGAAAUUGGACUUGUGACACCUGCAGGCUAUGUGAGACACUCUUAUGAAAAGCCAGCCUCUGCAGCGGCAGAGCUUCCUGUUUCAUGCUGCUUCUCACUGCUCAGCUCUUUGCCAGUUCUGGGAUGGGAGCAACGGACCGAGACUGGGUUAGUUCGGAGUGCUGUGUGUUCGUAUCCAGUGCUGUUCUUCAGUAUUAACAGCCUAAGCCUCUAGUUCCUACCAUCAAAGUGCCCUUUGACACCAAGAUGAUAUAUUUCUUGCUGAAGAAAACUUGCAAGAUCACAGGAACUGUGUGCUAUCUGAUUCAGGGAGAGUAUCUCUUGCUGCCUUUUAGCCUAUAGCUGCAAGUAUCAGACCGCUCUACAAAAAGCUCGUGGAAACCAUGCGGUGGAGCCUCCAAGAGGGCGGUUUUGUUCCUGUCAGCCCAAGACAUCUCACAUGUGGAGGCCUGGACUUUUAUUCCUAGAAUAUUGCACUGCCUUAUAAUUUCCAAUUUUGGCAGGAUUUUCCACUUAUAAUAAGUGACAGUAAGCCUUUAAAGACUUGACCUUUGUGAAGAAUUAUUGCAUGUAUUAGUGCACUAAAUUCACAGUGGUAUGCCAUAGUAUUCAAGUUCUGCAUUGGUGGGAGACAUUUUCAAGUAGCUUGGCUUCCAUCUUAGGUAAUAUUAGUCAUUUGCUCUCAAUUUUAGUAAAGUUUAUUUUUAAAUCUAUGGAACAGGGAUACUAAUGUCUUAAAGUUGGGGGUCAGAUGAAGGAAAUUUAGCAGAUGCUGCUAUAUGACUGAGGGGUGUGUCUACACUGUGUUUAUAACUAUAGUCCCUCAAUAGUCUGUCUCUGAAGAAGAAAGUUGUGUUACCAUGGGCUUGUCCCAGUAAUUAUGACUGAAGACCUUUGUUAAAGGCCUUAUAGAGUAAGAAUACAGGAGGCUCAGAAUGCCUGCCUAGCAUGCAUGGAGCCCUAGGUUUGAUCUCUUGCAUCACAAAUGGCAUGGUGGCAUGUACCUGUAGUCUCAGCAUUUAGGAGGUUGAGGUAGGAGGAUCAUAAGUUCUAGGUCAUCCUCCACUACGUAGCAAGUUUGAGGCCAGUGUGUGUUACAUGAGACCUUGUUCAAAAAGAGAACAAAGAGAAAGAAGGAAUCACUUAAGUGAAUGUUUUAGUAUAUUUUCUGUAGCAAAAUAAUUCUGUGAAUUGAAGAGUUGGUUAUUCCAGUUUCUGACUUUUACUUCAUGUUGCAUUUGUUAACAUGUUUCCUAGUCAGGACUUCCAAAUUUGUUUUUCUUUUGUUUCUUCUGAUAAUGUGGUAAGUCAUUCAUUCUCCUCCUUUGUCUUAUUCUUUUCAAAACAAAAGAGCCAAGAACUUCCUACUUCUAGAAGACAGCCAAGGAAAGGCAUUUAUUGAGUUGGAUCCCUUCCGAUACCCUUGGAGAGCCACUUUAAUACUCCACUAGGUCACUUCUCCCUUCUCCCUCUUCUCCCUCUCCCAGGCCCAAUCCAUGUCGGUCAGCUCCUUCCUCCUUGAGAUAGAAGAGAGGGUGUUCGGGUUUUCCUGGGCCAUCAGGGAGUUAGUUUUUAUCCCAUACAUUUUAAUCUGUCUUCUUUAUUGAUGUUUCCUUUGAAAAAGAUUUUUGUAAAACAGGAUUUUGUUUCCAAAAAUAAGCUAAGAUAAAAUCACUGAAGAGAGACUACUUGCAGUCCACAUCCUCCUAGCACACACUAGGUGGCAGCAGAGGACCCCUGAGCUCAUGCCGGCCUGGCUCGCAGUUACCAUGUUAUACAUACUUUAUACUUUCUUCUUACCAGAACAUUCCAUUGAAAUGAUGGGCUUUUGGCAGAGAGGCUUUCGUUUUUAGUUGUAAGGAUUUCCUUUUUUGAGCCACUUUUAAAAAAUAGAAAACAUUUCAUUUUUGGGCUGGAGAGAUGGUUUAAUAGUUAAGCACUUGCCUGGGAAGCUUAAGGACCCCGGAUCGAGGCUUGAUUCUCCAGGACCCACGUU
Jaculus jaculus (lesser Egyptian jerboa) is the source of this 4536-nucleotide messenger RNA. RefSeq names its product solute carrier family 25 member 30 (gene Slc25a30). Gene Ontology annotation, cellular component: mitochondrial membrane. The coding region runs from base 1679 to 2557 and encodes 292 amino acids. Gene Ontology annotation, biological process: mitochondrial transport. NCBI's taxonomy places the organism in Eukaryota, Metazoa, Chordata, Mammalia, Rodentia, Dipodidae. The record is from RefSeq and is a predicted model, not a curated record. The transcript has 12 exons.